UGACACGGGCAGGCCACGUGAGGCAGGAGGAAGCGCGUGAGCAGGGCGGACGCACGUGACCCCGCGGGUGCCGCCACGUGACCGCCGGGCGACCCCCCACGUGUCCCUGGCUCGGCCCGGCCAUGGCGGGCGCGGUGGCGGCCGCGGGCUCCGUGGAGCAGUUCCAGAAGCUGCUGCAGCGCCCGGACAGGUCCCUGGUGGUGGUGCACUUCUGGGCGCCGUGGGCUCCGCAGUGCGCGCAGAUGAACGAGGUGAUGGCAGCGCUGGCCCGCGAGCACAGCCAGGUCACCUUCGUGCAGCUGGAAGCUGAGGCUGUGCCUGAAGUGUCUGAAAAAUAUGGAAUUAGUUCUGUUCCAACGUUCUUGUUCUUUAAGGCAGUGUAUGAUCCGCGGCGUUCCAUCCUAGGCUUCAGCAGGCAGAUGGUGGAGAUCCUGCAGAAGCACGGCGUGGCCUUCAGCAGCUUCGACAUCUUCUCCGACGAGGAGGUUCGCCAGGGGCUCAAAGCCUUCUCCAACUGGCCGACCUACCCGCAGCUCUACGUGGCCGGGGAGCUCAUCGGGGGCCUGGACAUCGUCAAGGAGCUCGAGGCGUCGGGAGAGCUGGACACGAUCUGCCCAAAGGGCCAGAAGCUGGAGGACAGGCUUAAAUCCUUGAUAAACAAAGCUCCUGUGAUGCUCUUCAUGAAGGGAAACAAAGAGAUGGCAAAAUGUGGCUUCAGCAAGCAAAUCAUAGAAAUCAUGAAUAACACUGGCGUGGACUACGAGACCUUUGACAUCCUGGAGGACGAGGAGGUGCGCCAGGGGCUGAAAUCCUUCUCCAACUGGCCCACGUACCCCCAGCUGUACGUCAGGGGGGAGCUGGUGGGGGGGCUGGACAUCGUCAAGGAGCUGAAGGAAACUGGGGAGCUGCUGCCUGUGCUGAAGGGGGAGAACUGAUGGGGAGGACAUCAGUGGGAAGAGAAAUCCCUGGAACAGCCUGGAACAGUCAGAGAUUCUCCUGGAGCCCUGAGGAGCAUCAGCAGGGGAAGCAGACAGGAAAUAAAUACAAAUAUUCUCUGUUUGAAAAGGGGUUUCACUGGGGGCACAAAAAGGUCAAUUAAAAUUCAGUGCUCCGGGA
Molecule: messenger RNA, 1116 nt
Organism: Pyrgilauda ruficollis (rufous-necked snowfinch)
Lineage: Eukaryota; Metazoa; Chordata; Aves; Passeriformes; Passeridae
Gene: GLRX3
Product: glutaredoxin 3
Exons: 11
Coding region: 123-935 (270 amino acids)
Source: RefSeq, a predicted model, not a curated record